AUGGACCCCGAAGAAAUUAAGGUAGACGACGUGGUUGUCGAAGAGUCUUCUUCUGAACUGCCCAUAAAUUCCGAGGCGGAAAAGAACUACCGCAUAUGGAAGAAAAAUGCCCCUUUUCUAUACGACUACCUUUCCACCCACACGCUUCUCUGGCCAUCAUUAUCGGUACAGUUCUUUCCAGAUUUGACCACAAACUCAGGGUCAGGCGAGCAGACAGUGCUGCAACGGCUUUUGCUCGGGACAUUCACCUUGGGCCAGGCAAUUGAUAGCAUUUCCAUAGUCCAGCUUUCACAUUACUUAAACCUCAACAAAAACCUACAGAUAAACAGGCUCGAUUUCAACCAGGAGAAAGAAGAGUUUGAACUCUCUGUUCCCUCCAUCAAUAAGAUCAAUGUACUUCAGAAAAUCAGCCAUUUUGGAGACGUCAACAAAGUACAAUACAUGCCUCAAAAACCCAACGUGUUGGCGAGUGCCAAUAAUGUUGGUGAUUUAGUGAUUUACGAAAGAACCAAGCACUCCAACUUCAAAAACGACUUGGCUCCUCUGAGCGUAGCAAACAAGGUGCAAAUGACUCUACGGGGCCAAAGUUCGGACACCAACAAUGAGAUAUUCGCAAUCGACUGGAACAAACAGAGAGAAGGGGUGCUAGUAUCCGGAAAUAUGAACGGUGAUCUUAACGUGUUCGACAUUAAGAAAUAUUCGAGCGCAUCGGACGUUUUAGACCAGCACCAACAUAUCGCAAAUGGCAGUGGAGUUAAUGACAUAGAGUGGUUUUCGAACCACGAUUCACUCUUUGCUGUGGCAGACGAAACGGGGUCAGUCAGAAUAUACGACACCAGAUCAGCAACCUCGCUAGUAGCAAAGGUACAGGCGUCAGAAAGUGGCAUUAACGGAAUCUCCAUAAAUAAACAGAACCCAACGUGUUUCAGCACCGGAGACAGCAGAGGCUCCAUAGUAAUCUGGGAUAUACGAUACAAAGAGCUGCCCUAUAGCACCAUCAACAAGCAUAAGGACUCCAUCACUCAGGUGAAAUGGCACCCCAGGUUGUCCAAUAUUGUUGCAUCCAGUUCCAGCGACACCACUGUGCAAAUAUUCGAUGUGAACAAACACGAACAGGACGAAGGUUUAUUGUUCGUGCAUGCUGGUCAUAUGUUGGGGGUCAAUGAUUUCGACUGGUCGUUCCAUGACGACUGGUUGUUGAGCAGUGUUGCAGAUGACAAUUCGCUACAUGUGUGGAAGCCCACUUUGAGAUGA
Molecule: messenger RNA, 1254 nt
Organism: Suhomyces tanzawaensis NRRL Y-17324
Lineage: Eukaryota; Fungi; Ascomycota; Pichiomycetes; Serinales; Debaryomycetaceae
Exons: 1
Coding region: 1-1254 (417 amino acids)
Biological process (GO): regulation of gene expression
Cellular component (GO): Rpd3L-Expanded complex; cytoplasm; Rpd3L complex
Molecular function (GO): histone binding
Source: RefSeq, a predicted model, not a curated record